CAGACCGUCCUGGCAGAUAAAAACGCAGGGGCAGAUUCCAUUCCUAAGAUCCUCAUAGACAUCUUUACUGGCUAGCGGAACCGCGGCACAGGAGACGUCAGGCUUUGCGGGCAGAGCCAACUUUGUCCUGAAGGGUGAUACUUGAAAUUUCGGCGGCGCUGACGACCAAGGCCACCAGCAUCAGCGAUAUAAUGGCGUCCCAAAAGUGUAUGAUGUGUAUGGCAGUCCUGGUGAUGGCCUGCUUUAUUUCCACCACCACUGCCCAGAUGCCGGCGGUCGACCCCAACUUCAAGAUGCCGAAGAACAUCAAGAGCUACUCAGAAUAUCUCAAAUACGUGGGGAUGGCCCAGGGAAUCCUGCCCAUAGAGCCUCUUGCUGAGGAGGCUUUUGCACCAGGACCAAGCCAGGGUGUGGAGGCACCUUCCGGAGCGCCUGCAGCAGAGGCACAGCCCGACUUUAUGGCCAACCGGGUGGCUAACCCCAACCCCACAAUCGAGGACUUUGUGCAGGCGUACCAGCCGGUCGCAAAGGCCCUCGACUACGCGUUUGAGACCCGCAUCACCAAGGACAACGCUCAGAAAGUGCAGUGGAACCUCGCUAUCGCGGCUGCACCGCUGCAGAUGCUGAUCAACGAUGCCAACCAGGCUCAGAUUAAGAACUUCCAGAAGGUGACAUCGGAGGUCGUCAGCGGUCAGAACCCACUCACCGGCACCGCAGCCACAACUCCCACCACCGAGGCCCAGCCGGCUACUGCUUCAGAUGGCACCACCGUGACAUCCACCGCAGCAACAGCUGCCACCACAGGCGCCGAUGCGACUGCCACCCCUGCCACAGCUGCGGCCGACCCUCUCGGCUGGCUGCGCAUGCCCAGCUUCCUGGGCAAGAAGUGAGCGCAGUGCUGCUGCUCGACUCUAGGGGAGAACCUUUGUUUGGUCCAAUAUUGAGGCGCCGCAUGACAAUUUUUGGGGCGCCAAAAGUGGGUUGAGUGUUGGGUUGCAUGGCAAUAAGGCUUUAAGAUUGACGAAACGACAAGAUUGGACUGGCAAGACUUUCUCAAGCAAUUCGGUGGUGCUCUCAAGUGUAUUUUCUGAUCUGUCUAGACCGACUUGAAUGAAAACGAGGGACUAAUGAAUAUGGGCAAACUGAAUUGGGGUGCUUUGAAGCUUACUUCUGCUCUCCUGAUUAUUAAUGUUUCAGUGUGAUGCCAGUGCAGAGCAUCUGGCCACGUAUUCUACACCUGAAAAUGUUAAGUGCAACUUGAAACAUGAUCAGAAUUAAAGGCUGCUUAAGCUUAUUCAAAUUCC
Molecule: messenger RNA, 1304 nt
Organism: Coccomyxa subellipsoidea C-169
Lineage: Eukaryota; Viridiplantae; Chlorophyta; Trebouxiophyceae; Coccomyxaceae
Exons: 7
Coding region: 192-890 (232 amino acids)
Source: RefSeq, a predicted model, not a curated record